Messenger RNA from Spodoptera littoralis (African cotton leafworm), 597 nucleotides. Lineage: Eukaryota; Metazoa; Arthropoda; Insecta; Lepidoptera; Noctuidae. The record is from the annotation of a GenBank genome assembly.
AUGUCUGAGAAUGUUAAUAUUGAUCUCUCCGGAGAAAUUAAUGCUACUACAGAAAAGAAAGGCUUGCAAAAGUAUGUGAAUGAUAUGGAAUUGUUGCUUCAGCAUGUUCGUAGUGGAGCUGGUCCUGCCCUGCUCAUGGGAGUACUUGCAUCACGGAAACCGUGGACCCAGUUUGUGGCUACCGACAACUUUAAGGUUCCUCCAUCAGUACCUCGGUUAUCCCGGCGAUUUUACAGAAAUGUGGAAUAUUUUCAAGCAAAUUACUUGAUGAUCUUUCUUGGAUUGUUUGCAUAUUGCUUGAUUACUUCACCUCUUCUCUUGAUCGCUAUGGUAGCCAGUUUCUUUGGAUACAGAAAACUUACAGCAGGUCCCAACACUUGGAAGAUUGGUGGAUGGGAGUUAAGUAAAACACAGCAGUAUGCAGUGGCAGCUGGAUGUUCCAUGGCAUUGUGUUGGUUAGCUGGUGCUGGCGCAGUACUGUUCUGGGUAUUAGGUGCCACAGUGACAGUGGUAGCUCUUCAUGCAAGCUUCUUUGAUGCGGAGGCUCUACCUCAAUCUGAGGACCCAGAGCAGUUCCCGAUGAUAGAGCAGGUGUGA